Messenger RNA from Stylonychia lemnae, 2562 nucleotides. NCBI's taxonomy places the organism in Eukaryota, Ciliophora, Spirotrichea, Sporadotrichida, Oxytrichidae. The record is from the annotation of a GenBank genome assembly.
AUGGUCCUCUUGCCAACAGCCAGCUUCCCUGUAAGUAUUCACAAUAAUAUAAUUGAUUAAUUAGAAUUGGAUUCUCGAGACAAAUACGCCAGAUAGCAGCCAGGCAGUCAGUUCAUGAUGAGCAAUUAGAAGCAGGGAGACUAGAACACUAUAAAGAUGCCUUCAAUAGCCUAAAAAUUCAACCUAAAGCGAGCUUCAGACCAGCAAGAGGAGUUUGAGUUGUAUGAGGGCAGUGGCUAGCGAUUCAAACCCAUUUAGAGUGUAAACCUAGUUGAUAAAUUCAUAGAGAGCAGGCAGCAGUAGUAAAACUAGUUGCAAUAGAACGACACCAGUCGCUACUCCUAGCAGAAUCAACAGUCUAACCAUAAAAAUUAGUCUUCUCCCUUUAAUAACAAUAGUCUAACCCAGAAGUUGGGACAGGCUAUUCAGCAGUAGCUGGUAAAGUCGAACUUUCACUCUAAUGACUCAAAUGUGCUAUAGCAGAAGUUGGCUGACUUAGAAGCAGAGCUAGCUGCAUUGGACUCUGAAUACGAGCACCUACAGCUGGAAAGCGAAUCUUUGAAGGAAGAGCAAGAUGAGAUAAAAACAAAGAAUAAGUAGCUGUUCGAGUAAAUCACUGCGAUGGGUGGGGGACUCAAUGAUACUACUGAUUUGAAUGAGUCUAUCAUGACUAAUAACCUCAACUCUAAAAGACAGCUUAAUGCUGGGCCAUCUGCACAUGGUGAAUAGCAUGCUACUUAAGAUAAUAACAUUGGAGAGAUUCAUUCUCUCUAUCAAGAUCUGUUCCUUACAGAUAUAAAGAAAGAAGUGGAAACAGCUCAGACUGAACUGAAGUAAUGCAAGCAGGAGCAAAAUAAUGCUCAGCGGGAGAUGGCCUAACUGAAGAAGGAGAACUAGUAACUUAACGCUACUCUCAAGAGAUACCGCAAAAUGCUACAGGAAAUGACUAACAGCAAGAAAGAUGAUUUGGCUAACAUCAACUUCAUGUCGCCGACAGACCUGCAGAAAAUGCACAUGAUGAGUUUCGAGAGUGUAGAUCACUCGGCUGUAGUCAAUUAGCAGAAUACCAUACAGUAGCUGCAGAAAAAUGAGAACAAGGGAGGCAAAGCUCUGAAGAGAUCCGAUAGUGGCACAUCCUCAGUCACUAAUCUCAUUUCACAGGCUACCUUCAUUGAAACAGCCAAAAUCGAAAGACUGCUGCAGUCUUUACUCUAGAUUUAACAGACUGAUAAAGUGCUUGACAUUCUUAUGUACUCCCUUAAGGAACUUAAGUUUCUGAUUAACUGCCAGAACUGUACCAUCUUCAAUCUCUCAUUAGAACUUUAAAAGCAGAUUCAGAGCGUCGAGAAGACUUAGAACAUUAAUAUGCAGAAGUUCACACUAGAUGGGGGACAAUGGAUUGAUGCAUUUUGUGAAAAUGAUAAGGAAGUCUCAUAGCCUGGGUUUAAGAAGCCUGAGGACAUCAAGUACGGGAUGAAGAACUAGCAAUUCCUUGCUCAGCCAGUCGUGUUUAGAGAUGACGAGCUCAUAUUAGUGGUUUAGUGUGAAGCGAGAUUUAACAAAAAGACAAAUAAGUAUCUUGGAUUUCAAGUAGCUGAUGAAUAGGUUCUUAAGAUAUUCUGCUAUUAUCUCCAAAUGAGAUUUGAGAGAAGGGUUGCACUUAGAGAGGUCAAGCAAAAAGAGCAGGCUGUAGUUGAUACACUUAGACUUACCAGCGAGAUCUGUACUCAAAGGCAUCAUGAGGGGUUAUUCAGGAAAAUGAGAGAAAACCUGCCUGACUUCUUUGGCUUUGAGAGUGUUGGAGUCCUGAUCUAUAACUUCAAAACAAAUUGGUUGUUCACUGAUCCUGACAACGUAAAGGAACAUAGACCAACAAAUGCCCAAGCAAAUGCUAUGAAUGCAGCAGAUCUUCUUAACCAAGACUCUCAAGGAAGCAUGGAGCCAUUGACUAUUUAGCAAUAACUAUAACUCAAAGAACAGUAAAAGCUGAAUUAAAAGUCAGAGGAAGAGAAGGCAUAAGAGGCAAUUGCUAAGAUAAAAGAGGUGCACUAGAAGAAAUUUAUGAAUUUCCCUUGCAACUCAGGUAUCAGUGGCAUAGUCUUCCAAACAGGCUAGAUCUAUAUUUCAAACAACGCAGCUAAGGAGACUAAGUUUAUUGAUGAAAUAGACAACUAGAGCACCAUAACUGAUGUCAAGAACUUUAUGAUUGGGCCAGUCUAUGGUGAAAGAAAGGACAUGCCCUGCGGAAUCAUCUAGUUUGUGAACAAAGUCAAGGGAGGCCAGAUAACUCCAGCUGACGAGAAUAAGUUCAAAGCAAUGCAAGGUCUUUUAGGCAUGUGUAUUGAUAAUACUAAUGAGAUGUCGCUUACCAUCAAUGUGACUUUGGAUGUCCAUGAUGUGAUGCAGAAGAUUCAAGACAUUAUGAAGAGAGAUCAGCAGUAGGAGGAAGAAUUCGAUCACAGUGAAAAUAAGCUUAGCAAUCUAAGUGAUAACAUAAAGAGUAUCAAGGAAACCUUCAAUAAACUCAUUGAUGAUAGAAACAAGGGCAAAGCUAAUAUUUGA